This is a messenger RNA of Pediculus humanus corporis (human body louse), 1872 nucleotides long. RefSeq names its product Nuclear RNA export factor, putative. Gene Ontology annotation, molecular function: protein binding; RNA binding. The record is from RefSeq and is a predicted model, not a curated record. Gene Ontology annotation, biological process: poly(A)+ mRNA export from nucleus. The transcript is spliced from 14 exons. Gene Ontology annotation, cellular component: cytoplasm; nucleus. Lineage: Eukaryota; Metazoa; Arthropoda; Insecta; Psocodea; Pediculidae. The coding region runs from base 1 to 1872 and encodes 623 amino acids.
AUGCCGCGUGCCGUUUAUAAAAAAUAUUACGAUCAUGAUGACAGAGCUAGUGGGAGUUCUAACAUUCGAAAAGUUAGUUUUAUGAAUGGUGUUGGAGGUAGAGUGAAAAAAAAUAGACAUAAAUUUCCCAAUAAUGCCAUGUUAGACGAUGGUGAUGUUAAUAUGGGAGGAAAUGAAAGAAAGCAAUGGAACAACAGGAAAAAAAAUAAAAAGCAAUAUAAAGGACGCCCAGGAUCUCCAACCAUGAGAAAUCCUAACUUUCGAAGAGAUGCACCAUUAACAUUAAGUGAUUGGUACUUAGUCAAAUUAUUUUAUGGAGCAAAAUACAAUGAACACGAUUUGCACAGACUUUUACUAAAGCACCUUGCUCCGCAUGUAUUUAAAUUUUACUUUAGUUUUACAAAUGAAAAUCAUUUUUAUUUCUACACUGACAAUUAUGAAGUAGCUGUUACUUUGAGAAAUGCAAAUAGGAAAAUAUUAUUAGAAGAUGGACAUUUGUUAGUAAUUAGGGUAAAAGAAGGAGUACCUUCAUCAGUUCCAGUCGAUGAAACGAUAAAAUCUAGAAUAAAAGCUGUGAUGAGUAAAAGAUAUGUUGCAGAAACGAAAGCAUUAGAUUUAACAAAAUUUGCCAACGAUCCAAGUUUUGCAGAUGGUACUUUUUGCCCAUUGACGAGACCUCCAAUAAUGAGAGCUGUUUGGCAAAUAAUUAGCGAAUAUACUUCAGACAUUGUAGCAAUUAAUUUAAGUUCAAACAAAUUAGUCACAUUCGAUGAUUCCCUAUCGAUUGAAAUUAAAAAAUUGAAAAAUCUUAGAAUUGUUUAUUUAGAAGAUAACAAAAUCAAAAACAUUAGUGCGUUUAAUUGUUUCAAAGAAUCAGAAGUCACGGAAUUGGAAUUAAGAAAAAAUCCAUUGAAAAGUUUUUUCAAAGAUAAUACUCAUUAUGUCAGUGAAAUACGGAAGAAGUUUCCCAAACUCACAAAACUGGAUGGCAUGGAACUUCCUCCGGUGAUUUCGUUUGAUGUCGCCGCCGAAUUGAUAACCCAGCUGCCGACACCUCAAGCAGCUUUCAUCUGCAAUCCAGACGGAAGAGGAAUAGUAAAAGCUUUCUUAUCCCAAUAUUUUGCAAUUUACGAUUCAGACAACAGACUGGAUUUGGCGCAAGCUUAUCACGACACAUCAGCAUUUUCAUUGUGUUCGUUUUAUCCCCCCAAUCAGAAAAGCAACAUUGUCAGGUUAAAUCGAUACACUGCGGAUAACAGGAAUCUGUUCAGAGUGACGGAUUAUCCAAGGAGAAAGGAAAGGUUACAAUUGGGAAAGCGAAACAUUGUUGAAUAUUUGUCAAAGUUGCCCAAGAGUCAACACGAUCUAUCAUCUUUUGCUGUUGAUUUGUCUUUGUUCACGCCUCUUUUAAUAAAUUUAUUCGUGAGCGGAGUCUUCAGAGAACCGAGUCCUUCGACAUCCGUCAAAUCAUGGCCCGUGAGGCAUUUUUCCAGAGCUUUUUUAAUCGUUCCCGUAGGACAAGGUUUUUGCAUAAUAAACGACACGCUUUUCAUAACGAACGCGACGGAGGAUCAAGUUCGGUGUUCGUUUAUCGAAGAAUCUCAAAACACGAGCGUUCUUCAAUCUCCUCCACAGAAUCGUCAAAUCGAUCAAGCCGUGGCCAAUUUGACUUCUGCCGUGGGUUCGGUCGAAUUAAACGAUACAGUCCGUUUACAAAUGGUCGAAACUUUGGCCACGAAAACGGGAAUGAACGUGGCUUGGUCUAAAAAGUGCUUGGAUGAAACGAAUUGGGAUUUCGACAGAGCCAUAUGGACGUUCACGCAACUUCAAUCGAAGGGAAGCAUUCCACCGGAAGCUUUUGUUAAAUGUUAG